GUGAUUUUUGAGCAAGUUACCGUCUGAAGAAGCUCCAUACCCUCCCUUUCGUAAUGUGAGAAACAAGGAUGGACGAAAAUUAUAACCUCUUGCCUCACGGAGUCAAUUUCCAGGAUGCCAUCUUUCCAGACACUCAAGAGAACAGAAGGAUGUUUUCGAGCCUUUUCCAGUUUUCAAAUUGUUCUCAAGGGCAGCAACUGGCAACUUUUUCCAGCGACUGGGAGAUCCAGGAAGACAAUAGGCUCAUGUGCUCAUCAGUGCAGAAAGCCCUGUUUGAAGAGGAGGACCACGUCAAGAAGCUGCAGCAGAAGGUGGCCACCCUUGAGAAGCGGAACAAGCAGCUUCGGGAUCGAGUGAAGAAGGUCAAGAGAUCAUUGAGGCAGGCCCGGAAAAAUGGUCGCCACCUGGAGCUGGUGAACCAGAAGCUCAGCGAGAAGUUAGCAGCUGCGGCAGGCGCUGUCCCGCACAUUAAUGCCUUGGGGCAGGAGCCACCAGGUGCCACCUACCUGCGGGGGUAGCAGGGACUGAGCAGUGGCCUGGCCUGGCCCUGCUGGAGCAUGUUGCCUCUUACCAGGGAAUGUAAAAUGAUGGCAUGUUUGUGCACAUCGGUCAAAAAGUCUUGUAGAUGAUAUUUUUAAUAUGAAUUUGGUAGAGCCUACUUGCUUUAAGGGGCAAGUCUUGCUAUUUCCUUGGUUGCUGGGCCCCUUCCCCUCCCUGCCUUGCUCCCAGGCUGGGUGCUUGCAAGUCCAGAGCCCGCAGGAUCCUGGAGCAUCAUGUUCUUGCCUGGGGCCUGUCCUCUGCUUUCAGAAACACCCUGGAAAGUGUACUUACUGUGGAAAGAACAUUUUAGAAUCUCUAGAUGUACAGGAAUCAAGGGGUUCAGGCUUAGUUCAGAAGAAAAGCACUAUGAUCUCAGCUCCGAGCUUCAGGACCACCAAUAGUUUUGAGGAGAGAUCUGCAGCACGCCAUGGAACCUUCUCCUGUCUUAUUUGCCACAUUUUUGGAAGGAGGAUUUCAGGCUUGCAAAGCGCCCAAGGAUGCCUGUAAAUAAACAUGUGCAUUGUGUCUCUACUCCAGCCAGCAUUUCCUGAGAGCUGAAGCACUGUAAGCCUUACUAUAACGUCAUAACAGGUAGUAUAUUGAGUUGGGGAGAGGGGUGAGGAGCAGGUAAGUGAACAAGAUGAAUUAUACCUGAUUAAUAACACCUAAAGAAGAUACCUGUAGGCCACUUUACUCUAAAGGGGACUCGCUUUUACAGACUGGCCAUGUUUUAUCAAACCAUGGUCCUGAGUUGGAAGAGUCUGACCAGUAUCUCAGCCACUGCUAAACGCUAACAGUGCUCGUUCACUAACUCCUUCCAGCACCUCUGAUUUUGAGAUGAGUUGACCUAGUACACUAUUAACGUCUAUUCUGCAAAGUCACUUUCUUACCUCCUGGAAUCAAGUUUCCCAACCAGGCAGCUCUACAGUCUUGCCGCAAGCAUUUUCACCACAAACAUUUUUGCCAUGUAACUCAUUAGCUGUAAGGUAACGUUGCUGUCAGAGAUAAAAUGACUAGUUGAUAAUUUGGUUUCAUUUUUCCAUUGACAGAGUUCUCAUUUUUAUAUUGCAUGAAUCUUAGCCCUAAUAGUCUAUACAGUGACCAAUACACAUGGUGGUCUUAAAAUGGUGGAUGAUAACUACCUCCGUUGACUUGAUAGAAAAUACAGUAAGAAAACCAAUUAGAAGUGUGAAAUAAGACUGUAAGGUCAGACUGCGUACCAUACUGCCCUGCAGGAUGGCAAGUCAUCAGGUAAAACAACUCAGCUAGAAAAGCAUUACAACAUCUGGAAGGCUUCCAUCAUACAAUGCAAAGCUCAGUUACAAAUGUGCCUCCCAGUAUUUAGAAAACUGAUACUUCUCUUAGUGAUAUAAAAAUUAUUUCCUCAUUAUAUCCUUUUUAAGGUCUUUUAUUUUUUGUCAUUUUAUUUUUUAUGGCCAAAUUGCCUUCUGGCCAAUGAGUUAGGCAGUGAAAAUGCUUGUGGCAAAGAUGCCUAAAGGGAAAAUACCGGACAUGGUUCCAGGCAUUCCAAGCACUUUCACCUCCUAGGACUGUCCAGCCCUGGGAGGAAUGUUGGCACGUGAGUCCACAUGUCAAUGCAUCCAGGUUUGUACAUGAUCAGAGCUCCUCAUGCUCAUUGGAAAAGACGCUUUAAGGACCGUACAAGCAAAAAGAGUAUCCACUAGAUCUAAUAUUCAUUUGAUCCCUUACUUUCAUAGCAUUUGAUCUAGUCCCAGUUGUGUUAUUCAGAAGGGAGCGGAGUGGCCGUCUUGUGAUUGUCUUCUGAUGGACCCCCCCCAUCUACCAGCGUCCCUUGGGCACUGUUCCAGAUGGAACCUGCAGGUUGCUCAUCAGGAAAUCUCCCCAUAGAUCACCCCAGACACUUCAGUGCUUGAUCACGAUGUCCUUUCCUUUGGAAAUGGCUAUUAUAUUGUGAGAUUUGCUCUGCACAUUCUUCUUGCUCUGGCAGCUGGUGGGAGGCUGGACUUCUGUCGCUUGACAGGCGAGCUGAUGCUCAAGGGGAGAAGUCUACACUCUGGACUGGAUGGGAGGGCAGCUCCUGUUUCAUUUCCACGCUUCUGCGGCUCCUUUAUUAGCUGUAUUCUUUUCGGUAUGAUACAAGGGUUUAUUAUUUCUGGGGCCAUUUCCUUAAAGCACUUUUGCUUCCACCCAAGGGAAUGACAAGCCGAAGGGUGAUUUAUAGCUAGUGUUUUGAGAACUGUGGAACUGGAUCCCUACAGAUGCAUUAUGUUCUACUUUUUUUUUUUUUUUUUAAUAAAUAUGAGCAGUAU
Molecule: messenger RNA, 2831 nt
Organism: Suricata suricatta (meerkat)
Lineage: Eukaryota; Metazoa; Chordata; Mammalia; Carnivora; Herpestidae
Gene: CCDC3
Product: coiled-coil domain containing 3
Exons: 3
Coding region: 69-518 (149 amino acids)
Biological process (GO): negative regulation of gene expression
Cellular component (GO): extracellular region
Source: RefSeq, a predicted model, not a curated record